ACCGGCUUGUGUUGACUAUAUAGUGCCCUUUGUGUUAAAAUGGCGUCAAUUUGAGAUUCGGCGUAAAAGUGGCGUUGUGGUAACAGGAGAUGUGUUAGGUGGUAUAUUUGUCAACAUGUUUUAGCUUGUCAGAGGACAGACUUUAUCUUUGUCAGGAGAGUUUGAGUAGUUUUUGUUGACAAAAUUGUCUGGAAAGGUACUGGGUUAAAACUUCUAGCAUACUAGCUUUAAAAGUUAGCUAACUAACUAGCUAGCCGGAGUAAUGUUGAGAAAAAGAGUUUGGAGGAAAGCAGCUAGCGAUGCUGUGAGCUGGCAUCAGGAUGAGUCCCUCAACACCACCAUGUUCAUCCUGAAAGAAUUUGGACCGACAGGGUUCCUUCUCAAAGAAGACAGAGAACCCAAAAACUACAAAGUGUUCCUGGGUGAUCCUCACACCUGCACUUGUGGAACCUUCCAGAAGGAGAAGGACCUCUGUAAACACAUCUGCUGGGUUUUGAUGCGCAAAUUUAAGCUACCAAGAGAUCAUGAAUACUCUUUCCAGCCAGGUCUUGUAGAGAGACAGAUCCUGGAGGUGUUACAGCAUCCAUACAGGACGGACAGCGUCCCAUCAGCCCCUGCACAGCUUUGCUCUAGUGAGGAAGACGAUGGUACAAUCAGGCAGAAAGGCAUUAGGGAUGAUGAUAUCUGUCCUAUCUGUCAAGAAGAACUGCUUAGGAAAAGACUUCCAGUGGUGCAUUGCAGGUUUGGAUGCGGAAACAACGUUCAUAUCUCCUGCAUGAAAGUGUGGGCUGACCAUCAGAGCAGGUCCGAGACAGACGGCAUGGUGAAGUGUCCACUGUGCCGGGAGAACUUCAGCACGUUGAAGAUGCUGCUGGAACAGGUGAAAAAUGCGGGUCAGCUGUGUACCUCCUCAGAGAAAGAGCGUCUGGAGAAACACCUGGGAAUCCCAUGCAACAACUGCAGAAUCUGUCCCGUUGUUGGAAAAUGUUUUAAGUGCACUGUGUGCAGUUAUUACCACCUGUGUGAGGACUGUUUUAAGAGAAGCUGUCAUCCUCAACACAGCUUUGCAGUGAGAAUGAAAAGAAAUCAGUCAUGGCAACUAAUGAUGGAAAGCAAGAAAAGCUUAACUGACAAUCAAGAGAUGUACACUAACAUUGAAACUGGUCUCAUGUCAGACUUGGUUCCAGAGCACGUUUUGAAGAUGUUCCCAGUAAUACAAAUUCACCAAAGUUCCCGACUUCUGGAACUGGGAAUACAGUGUCGCCUUUGCCUUCAGAGCUUCCACGUGGGCCAGCAGGUUAAAACUCUCCCCUGUCGACACAAGUUUCAUUCUGGCUGUAUCAAGACAUGGUUACGACAAUCCAUCUGCUGCCCCGUGGACUGGAAUGUCAUCUACAACCCUCUCACAUGGAGUGGUAAUGACAUUAAGGCAGUUAGCACAGCACCUCCUACUAAUAGUGCCCGGAUCAACCUUACUGAUCAGCAGAACACAGAGUUGUUUGUACCGGGUAUUGGCUUGCAGAGAAAAGAAAGAUCUGACGUAUCUAAAGCAGCCCCUCUGGCUCCUGUUUCUCUCGAAUCCAUCAUCCAGAACACCCAGGCCCUCUGCAUCGACAGCACACAUACUGCAACGCCCGAUUCCUGUGAAUCCAGGUCCAUGCAGAGGUGCUUGUCUUUGGAACAAGCUCCAGUCUUUCAGCCCUCUAGAAAGAGAAUGAGUGCCAAAACAUCCUGUCUGAGCUUGUCAUUGGCUCCUGUGGUUGGGAAGAUGGAAGGAUCUGGGGAAACCCAACAGAGCUUGUUUGUGGAUUUCAGUAAGCAUGACAAUAAAGCCCAACGCAAGGCAAGCUCUCUUCGUGGGCGGAUCAGACCAGUGAGGUUGGGGGGUGAUGGUGUGGGUGUACGAACAUGGUCGAACAGUGGAGAUCAAUGCAACCUUGACUUACAGCCAACAAGUAUACCUAUCCGUGCUAAACAUGAAAGGAACUAAGAGUGUGUUUUUCCUUCCUUUUACAUUUAGACACUCUGGUACUUUUAAGACAUCAAGAAAUGCAAUGGAAAUAAACCACUAAAACACAUUACAUCCAACACUGGCUAGUUCCUUUAUUGAUGUGCACAAAAACUGCAAAUC
This is a messenger RNA of Pangasianodon hypophthalmus (striped catfish), 2131 nucleotides long. It is a transcript of the gene zswim2, whose product is annotated as zinc finger, SWIM-type containing 2. Lineage: Eukaryota; Metazoa; Chordata; Actinopteri; Siluriformes; Pangasiidae. Gene Ontology annotation, molecular function: ubiquitin protein ligase activity; zinc ion binding. The transcript has 10 exons. The coding region runs from base 263 to 1990 and encodes 575 amino acids. The record is from RefSeq and is a predicted model, not a curated record.